Molecule: messenger RNA, 3107 nt
Organism: Labrus bergylta (ballan wrasse)
Lineage: Eukaryota; Metazoa; Chordata; Actinopteri; Labriformes; Labridae
Gene: tubgcp2
Product: tubulin gamma complex component 2
Biological process (GO): microtubule nucleation; spindle assembly; mitotic cell cycle
Cellular component (GO): equatorial microtubule organizing center; centrosome; spindle pole
Molecular function (GO): microtubule minus-end binding; gamma-tubulin binding
Source: RefSeq, a predicted model, not a curated record
CCAUCAGUAGAAGAAGAAUCAUUUGACUGCUGGUAGGCGCGUUUAUCGCUUGUUCCUGCGUCGAUGUUUGAUGUUGUAUUGUUCAAAACACAACUGACAGCUGCCUGAGCCAUGAGUGAGUUCAGGAUCCACCACGAUGUGAACGAGCUGCUCAGCCUGCUGCAUGUCCGAGGAGGAGAUGGAGCAGAGGGGUACAUAGACCUCCUGCAGAAACACAGGACCCCCUAUGUGACCACCACGGUGUCUUCUCACAGUGCCAAGGUCAAAUUAGCGGAGUUCUCCAAAACCCCUGAGGACUUGAGGAAGUACGAGGAGCUCAAGUCCAAAAAUGUCAGAAACCUGGACCCUCUUGUCUAUCUGCUCUCCAAAUUCUGUGAGGAUAAAGAGAUGCUCCAGUGUCUGCAGCAGAAUGCUAAAGAGCGGGCUGAGUCCUCAUCAAACACGACUUCCACGACCACCACCAGUUACACUCUACCUCAGACCAGCACCAAGAUGUCCAUGCAGGAACUGGACGAGCUGAGGAAGAAGCUCGGGAAUGUGACGGCCAGCUCCAACGCUCCUCUGCCCGCUGAAGUCACCCGCAAGAUGCUGAGAGACAAACACAAUAAAAAGAACCCGACUCAGCCCAACCCCGUGUUUCCUAACUGGGUGUACGAACGACCUGCUCUCCUCGGAGACUUCAUCACCAGCCUGACUCCUCCAGGAGAUCCAGCUGUGGCCAUCGGUACGAUGCCCCCGGCUGCUCAGGAACAAGCUCUGGUGGAGGAUCUGCUGUUUGUCCUGGUGGGGGUGGAUGGGCGGGACAUCACAGCUCAGCCCGUGCUGGGGAGACAGAACCGCUCCUUCAUCGUCGACUCGACUCUGGACAUGUCCGUCAAAGAGCUGGUCAACAGGAUACUACCUGUGGCGUCGUAUUACUCCACCAUAACACGCUUCAUUGAGGAGAAGUCGUCCUUUGAGUAUGGCCAGGUGAACCAUGCGCUGACGGCGGCCAUGAGGACUCUGAUGAAGGAGUACCUGAUUCUGGUCACACAGCUGGAGCACCUGCAGCGACAGGGCCUGCUGUCCCUGCAGAAGCUCUGGUUUUACAUCCAGCCCACCAUGAGGACCAUGGAGAUACUGGCCUCCAUCGCGUCCUCGGUGGACAAAGGAGAGUGCAUGGGGGGGUCGACGCUGAGUCUUCUUCACGAUCGGACCUUCAACUACACCGGGGACAGCCAGGCUCAGGAGCUGUGUCUCUACCUCACCAAAGCAGCCAGUGUCCCUUACUUUGAGAUCCUGGAGAAGUGGAUCUACAGAGGCAUCAUCAAAGAUCCGUACAGCGAGUUCAUGGUGGAGGAGCAUGAGCUGCAGAAAGAGAAAAUCCAGGAGGACUACAACGACAAGUACUGGGAUCAGAGAUACACAAUCGUGCAGCAUCGGAUUCCCUCCUUUCUGCAGAAAAUGGCAGACAAAAUAUUAAGCACAGGCAAAUACCUGAACGUGGUGCGGGAGUGCGGGCGCGAUGUGACCUGUCCCGAUGCUAAGGAGGUCUUGUACACGCUGAAGGAGCGGGCGUAUGUGGAGCAGAUCGAGAAGGCUUACAACUACGCCAGCAAGGUGCUGUUAGCCUUCCUCAUGGAGGAGAAGGAGCUGGUUUCACGCCUCAGAUCCAUCAAGCACUACUUUUUCAUGGACAAAGGUGAUUUCUUUGUGCACUUCAUGGACCUGACGGAGGAGGAGCUGAAGAAGCCGGUGGACGACAUCGUUCCUCCCCGACUCGAGGCGCUCCUGGAGCUCGCUCUCAGGAUGAGCACGGCCAACACGGACCCCUUCAAAGACGACCUCAAGAUCGACCUGAUGCCUCAUGACGUCAUCACUCAGCUGCUGCGAGUUCUCGCCAUCGAGACCAAACAGGAGAAAGCCAUCAUCAACGCGGAACCGACGGACACAACUCUGAGCGGGCUGGAGGCGUUCUCCUUCGACUACAUCGUCAAAUGGCCGCUCUCUCUCAUCAUCAACAGGAAAGCUCUGACGAGGUACCAGAUGUUGUUCCGACACAUGUUUUACUGCAAACACGUCGAGCGGCUCCUCUGCAACGUGUGGAUCAGCAACAAAGACUUCAAGCAGUACUCCAUACCGUCUCCAAAGUGGUUUGCUGCCGCGUUCGCCCUGCGACAGCGCAUGCUCAACUUUGUGCAGAACAUCCAGUACUACAUGAUGUUCGAGGUGAUGGAGCCCACCUGGCACAUCAUGGAGAACAAUCUGAAAACAGCGUCAAACAUCGAUGACGUGCUCUGCCAUCACACCAGUUUCCUGGACAACUGCCUGAAGGACUGCAUGCUGACCAACCCCGAGCUCCUCAGGAUCUUCUCCAAACUCAUGGCCGUGUGCGUCAAGUUCACAAACUGCAUGCAGCGUUUCACUCAGAGCAUGAGGUUAGAGCGUCUCUCUCUGGAACAAGGCACCAUGGACGCUCCUUCCACGCAGAGCGAACACGCUGAAGAGGCAGAGAAGAAGAGACGAACCUCAAAGUUGUUAGCGGAGUACGUGGACACGCUGCACUCAGACGCAGGCUUUGAAGCCACGAUCAGUAAGUUCGACAGCAGCUUCAGCACGCUGCUGCUCGACCUGCUGGACAAACUGAGCAUCUACAGCACCAACGACUGUGAGCACAGCAUGAUCAGCAUCAUCUACAGGCUGGACUUCAACGGUUUCUACACUGAGCGACUCGAGAGGAUGGCCAUAGAGCGCAGUCAGAAAGCAGCGGUGUAGCAUCUUAUCUCUCUCUGUGUCCCUCAGGAGUAAAAAUAAAAACGUCCUUUCAUCAUGUGUCUCCAUCACUCCAACCGCUCACAUCUGUACCUUACAGACGCUGGCUGUUGAGUCACAGAGCUAAAGCUUCAGUGUGAAUAUUAUAUAAAGUGUAUGAAAUGUAGAGUUAAAGUCUAAUGUUUGCAGACUCAUUUCAAUGCUUCAAAUUGUACAUUAUAAAAAGUGGAACUAGUGUUUAAUCUGCUCUGGAAGUGUAAGUCAUGACACUCUUUGUGGGAAACUGUAAAAUGAAAAUGUAUGUUUGUAUUCAUUAAAGAAAGACUUUACUGACUGAAUUAAAUAUUCAGAACUUU